AGUUCCUCCAUACCGGAAGUCCUGCAACGACAGCUCAUAAUAAUAAUGGCCGCCGAGCGUAUUUUCGGCCAUUUCACAAACUGCCCACUCACCAGCGGGAGGUUACGGGCGAUCCUAUAGCCGUCCUGAAUCCAGCUUUAGCCCCGUUGUUCCUCUUUCCUCUGGGCCUGACUGUCACCUACAAUGCUUUGCCAGAGGGCCUGUUUGGUCACAGCCAGCCUGAUGUAACCUCUCCAUCAAUCCUGUCGACAGCAUAGAGCCACCUCAGGGCGGGAUGCGCCUCUCUACUGCCUGCUCUACACUGCUGAUAUAAUCAAAGGCAUGUCUCCGCCUAUUGGCUGCUGAAGCUUUCCUCGUAAUAGUACAGAAGCUAUGUCGGGUUCAGGUGACUUACCAGCUAUCGAAGGUUCCGGGAUGGGAGGGAUGAAGCUUCCCAUCGGGAUGACCCGGAGGGCGAUAAGCUAUGACGACAACCUGGAGGCCCCCAUGUCCACGCCCCCCCACGACAUCAACAUCACCAACCUUUGGAGACGCCCAGUUGUGCCGGACAGGAAGUUCAACCAUCUGGCUGAGGAGGAAGAAGGCGGUGGUUCUGUGCGUCAGUCUAAUUUUUCCAGCAGCCCCCCCUCCAGGUCACAAAGCGUGGUGAAGACCAAGGCCUCCUCCAUCAUCCUCAACUCUCUCAUCACCAAGCAGACUCAUGAAAGUAUGCACAAGUUUGAGCAGAAGGCAGGGCUGACGGACUCCAGCUACAUGCCCCACAAAGGCCUCAAUGCCGAGGAGACGCGCCGCCUCCACCGUAUGCCUGAAUCCUUCCAGAAAAUGCAGAUCCAGAGCAUGGAGACCCGAGAGGAGCACCAGAGCUCCUCGGCCCAGUCCACUCCAACCACCACUCCGCACAGCUCCCCUACACAGCAGCGCAGGACCUGGUUUAGCAGCACUAGCUCUGACAUUAGCAUCAGCUCUACAAACAGCAGCGUGGACCUAGGAGGAGGCGAUGCGGCAGGAGGAGGCGUGUUGGAACGCUGGGGCGUGUUUGGGCCACGGCCUCUCGUACAUAAGUCCACCUCGGACCUGGGCUCCGAUCCCUCUAAUGCAGCAGGCUUUGCACUGCAGGUGUACCGCGGCGCCCAGAAGCCGAGCGCCAUGGAGGUCAUGAAGGCCCAGGCCACUCGACUGGCCGACGGCCCCGACGCCCAGAAAGUAGCGCCACCCAAAAUGGAGAUCCCGAUGGUGGAGGGUCGGCGACAGGGGGCGCGCCCGCACAAGCUCAAGCCGCGAGAUAUGAACAUCCUGACGCCCUCCGGCUUCUAGGCGCUGAUGAAGUCUUAAGUCUGAUCUGUUACCUGAUUUGCCGCUCCUCCUUAUUAUGAACGCAUCAUUCAAUUGAGUCAGCUAAUGUGAAACGAGCAUGGCGAUGUCCACAAUCAUUAUCUGACAUGUGGUUGACUUUCUAAUUUCACUCACCCAUAGUGGCAGCUCUUGAAGACAAAAUUAAUAUUCGAAACUAAUGUAAACCAUUUCUUAAAACUCUCAUAGUACGUGUACUGGCAUACAUAUAAUCAUGGCUUAUACGUUAAAACACUUCCAGUUAAAAAAAAAAAUUCUCCAUGGAAAAUAAUUUAAUUGUAUUUAAUAGUUCCCCGAAAAGGACAAGCGGUAGAAAAUGGAUAGAUAGAUGGAGUUUACUAGUUUUCCUGAACAUUUUGGUCAAAUUCUGAAUUCUACAACUUGAUUCUGCAUUAGAAGUUCUACUGUUUGUGAGGGAGUUAGCGAACGUGCCCCUAAUUUGUUGGCUUUAGAAGCUAUUCUUCCCCACAGGCAAUAACGGCAAUUUAAUUGAUACUUUACAAGUGGGAUUUAAUAGACACGUUUUCCUAAAAAUUGUGUUCAAAAUACUAACUUCAGGCACAUCCCAGCAGGCUCAAGACAUCAAAACAACGUCGAAAACUUGUUGAAUUAGGUCCUGACGUUGGAACAACAUGCUUUUUGACAACGUUUAAUCAAUGUUAGGGUCUGACGUUGAGUUGACCAUUGAAACUUGGACAUUACCCAACAUCAACGUUGUCUCAAUUUACAAAUACAACAAUUUUUGCCACGUUGUUUCAAAGUCAGUUUUAAAAGACGUGUACGUAUAAUCAAUGUCUUGUGCGUGCUGGGAUGCGACCUUAGCGUUUACUAGCUACCUAAAGGACCCCUGUUACGGUUACUUCCGCCAAGUGAGCUACGGUGCAUUCACUAUAAUCUGGCAAAAAAAAAGAUUUUGUGACAAUUAUAACCUAAAUCCUAAAAUAUUCUUAUCCAAAUCAACAAAUUUUACAUGUACCCAUAUGCAGCUUUAUGAAACUUUCCAUAUUCCAUUUUAAAUGUACUGAAACACAAUUUUAAUUGCACUUUAGCUUCCUUUCUAGCACCAGAGAUAAGAGUAUUUUUCUUUGUCAUGCUGCACUGUUAAUGAAUGACUUAUGGAAUCAAAAUGUGUGGCAAAAAGGAGAAAAUAUAUAAAACAUGCAGACUCCCACGAGUGAAUAUUAUAGUCUUUGUUUUCUUUUGUUUAAUGUCGCCUCUGUAUUAUUUAGAUGUUUUAAUGAAUAUAUCUGUAUGUGUAGUGAGAUGAUUACAUUUCUUGUUUUUGUCGUAAAAUUUUGUUUUGAAAAAAAAAACCAUUUUGCUUUUCAAUGUUGGAUUUUUUUGUCAGAAAAAGAAGCUUUAAAACCAACAAUUAGAUCCAUAUUGCAAUGUCAAAACAUUUCUCAGAGGUUUUUAGUUAUGAGGUUGGAUGUCCUGUUAGUAAAGCAUUGUUAUUAUUGCACUUAUUUUUUUUUUUAAUGAGGAUCAGUCGCUGGCAAAAGAGACCGUUACGUACCUGUUACCCCUCUAUGAUGUUCCUGUCCGCCGACCACGUCCUUUAGAAAACGCAGCAGCUGUAAAUAGUAAAUGUCUUUCUGUCUGUGGGACUGAAGGCUGUCUCUAAAUUUAAUCUGUUGACGAGACAUUCAAUGUGAGAAUAAACGCAAAAUUCUCAUCUAAA
Nerophis lumbriciformis (worm pipefish) is the source of this 3031-nucleotide messenger RNA. Its product is annotated as putative monooxygenase p33MONOX. NCBI's taxonomy places the organism in Eukaryota, Metazoa, Chordata, Actinopteri, Syngnathiformes, Syngnathidae. The record is from RefSeq and is a predicted model, not a curated record. Gene Ontology annotation, cellular component: cytoplasm.